Messenger RNA from Rhinolophus ferrumequinum (greater horseshoe bat), 1539 nucleotides. Its product is annotated as ubiquilin-3-like. The transcript has a single exon. Gene Ontology annotation, biological process: ubiquitin-dependent protein catabolic process. Gene Ontology annotation, molecular function: polyubiquitin modification-dependent protein binding. NCBI's taxonomy places the organism in Eukaryota, Metazoa, Chordata, Mammalia, Chiroptera, Rhinolophidae. Bases 1 to 1539 code for a protein of 512 amino acids. Gene Ontology annotation, cellular component: cytosol. The record is from RefSeq and is a predicted model, not a curated record.
AUGGCACAGGCUAGGGAAGAAGCAGGGGACAGCCACCUGGUGUCUGGUUGUGAGCCAUCAUCUCAUGUCAUCAGAGUGUCUGUCAAGACCCCACAAGACUGCCAGGAAUUUAUGCUGGCAGGAAAUAGCAGCAUCCGCCACUUUAAGAAACAGAUCUCCAAACGCUUUCACUGUGACAUUGACCGACUAGUGCUCAUCUUCACCGGAAAGAUUCUCCGGGAUCAAGACAUACUGAGCCAACGAGGCAUCCUUGAUGGAACUACGGUCCACUUAGUGGUGAGGACCCCUUUGAAAGGAACUCUGCCCAGUCCCGGAAAUCUGCCAGACCCCACAGGCCACUGCACCCAUCGUUCUGAACCCUCCACCUCAGAGAGUGCUGGGAUACUGGGCAGGCUAGGCCGGCUUGCCCGGAGCUCACCUGAUCUGACUGACUUCCUUGGCCAACUGGCUCAACUCCUAAAGGCUGCGCCCCAGCCUGUGGUACAGUUCUUGGAAGAACCUCUGGUUCAAGGCCUGGCAAAUGAGAAACCAGCCAAUACCAGUCAUGUUCCUGAAUUCUCAAGGCCAGCACAGAAACCCGAGCCAGUUAAGGCUCUAGAAACCUUGCAGAACCCAGCCCAGCAACAGGAACCCCUACAAGCAGACAAGGGGGGGCUAGAGGCUUUGAAGGCAGUGCCAGGUGGUGAUAAUGCUAUGCGUCCGGUCUGCUCUGAUAUCCAGCAGCUCAUGCUCUUCACUCUGUCCACCCUGGUUGCUUCCAAAGGCAAUAACCCAGGUUUAGAGCUUUGCAGACGUGAGACCAAUGCUCACAGCAGUACUGACACAACUGCUGCCAUCCCCAAAGUCUCUGCCCCUGCCAGGCCAUUGGCACAGGAGGUCAGCGCAGGAGUAGUUACCCAGGCCAGGGGCAUGGCCUCAGAUGAGGCCAAUUCAGAGUGCAGGACCAGUAUGCUGGAUAUUUCCUCCCAGGAUGGCCAGCAGUCCGUAGGGAAAGCUACUCUAAUCAGUCAGCUGAGACCCUCACCUUCUACCUUAUAUAGAUCCUUGCAUGUUCUCCAACAAAAUUCAGCUCUGUUACACCAGCUGGCCACUGGCAGCCCCCUGCGACAUCAUAUACCACUACUUCCCAUACUCACCAACCCACGAGCACUGCGGGCAUUGAUACAAGUAGAAAGGGGCCUGCAGGUACUGUCCAGGGAAGUGCCUGGACUGGGGCCUUGUCUGUGGGGCCCAGGUAGACCACAUAGGGCUACAGGAGCCCCUGAAACUAGGGGUGGAGGACAUGGUCACAGAGCAGACCUUGAGAAACCCACAUUGGCCGUUCUUCAGCUCCUCCAUGCACUGGCCAAUGCCUGCUCCCAGUCUACCCAAUCCUCACUGUCCUCACCCCCCUUCACUGAAGGCCACUACCAGCAGGAACUGGAGCAUCUGAAGGCCAUGGGCUUUGCUAAUCAUGAUGCUAACCUGCAGGCCCUGAUAGCCACAGGGGGAGACCUCCACGCUGCCACUGAGAGGCUACUGGGGGAACCAGAGGCCUAG